AUGAAUGAACUAUUCUUGGAAAGUGAAGAAUCAGAGUAUGAUGAACCUCCAUUAAAGAUACAAAAGACUGAAUAUGAAGAGCAUGAUAGUCGGGAUUUAGAUUCAGAUUCAGAUUUGGACUCCUUGAAUGACUCUGAUUUUGAAGAUAUAGUAUUACAACCUUUACAACAAUCGCAACAAAAUCAAGCAACAGAACAAGAAUUUAACAUCUCAAUUCAAUCCAUAGAUGAGGAAAAAAAAGAAAAGCUACGUCAGUUGAUAAGACUAAAACAACAGAGAGUAAGUUUGCAUUAUUUGAGUAUUGUGUCUUAUAUUAUUCAUGCAAGACAUCGAAACUUGCUUUUAUCAGAUAAAAGAGUUCACAAGGCAUUGAAGAAAUUAUUACCAGAGCAACUCAUGAAACAAUUCAAGAAAUACAAGAAACAACCUGAUGAUGUCAAAUUCAUUUAUAUUUUGAAAUAUUUGAUCAAAUGGUUCAAAAAAAACUUUAAAUGGGAUUCAAAUGGAUUGAGAGUUUUGGGAUAUUUACCCAAGAAAUAUAAGUCAACUGCUGAUUAUUUACCAAACAAUGCAAAAGCAAUAGGGAAGGUCAAUGAUUUAUUACAAGUAAUAAAGAAAUUCAGACAUAAUCGAGAUACUGGAGCUCAAAUUUUCACAGCUUUACUAAGAAGUUUAGGAUUUGAAGCUCGUCUUGUAUUUUCAUUACCAGUUUUAGAUACAAAGAAUCAAACAAAAUUGCAACCAAAGCUCAAUCAAGAAGUUGUUAAAGUAAAUAAGGACAAUGAUUUGUUGUAUCCAUAUUUUUGGACUGAAGUUGUUAACCCAGAAGAUCCUUCUGAAGUAAUCGUUUUAGAAACUCAAUGCUUUUUUGAAGAAACCAAGCAAUUAAUUCGAUUGAAGAGGUAUAAAGGGGAUGUUAAAAAUUCAUAUACCGAUGCUUUUUAUCCAAUUGAUAGUCAGCUAUGUCACAUGUCAAUGCAUUACGUACUAGCUUUUACCGAUAAUAAUAUGAUAAUCGAUGUAAGCUCAAGAUAUAUGAAAAACAUAGCCUAUAGAUGGUUUAAUAGAUUAGAUUUAAGAACAGAAUUGGGAAGAGCAGCCUUGCUACUACAAUCACUCAUACGUACAAUGAAUGCAACGAAGCAUUAUAAUGAGCAAUUGAAUUUAGAGUUGGAUAAUUUACGUUCAAUAGCAAUGGCGAAUAAUACAAUACCUGAAACAUAUUCAGCUAUGAAAAAAAGUCCAAAUUUUAUAACGCCAUCCACUUUAAGGUAUAAUGAAAUAAUCAUUCCUGGAACUGUUCCGAUCAAAAAAAUAAAAUUAAACACAUCAAAAGAGCCUGUUUAUUUCAAAAAUUAUAUACUUGUUGGUAAAUCUGAACAACAAUGGAAAUUUGUUGGAAGAUCUAUAAAACCAGAUCAAAUUGAUCUGUACAUAAAGCUAGCGAAAGCAACACCUCGAACUAUAUAUAAUAAAAGGGUUUUUAAUUUAAAUAAUGAGACUAAUCCAGAGUUAAACUCAAUAAAAUUGUAUUCUUUUGCUCAAACGUGUCCAUAUAUUAAAUUGAAAGUUGAAAAUGGAAAACUACCCAAAAACAAGUACGGUAAUAUAGAAAUAUUUAGACCAAAUAUGGUACCUGAUGAAUGUGUUUGGUUAAGAUUAUCAAAUAUAGAAUCUAUUUUACUGAGAACACUUGCACAUUAUGUUCCAGUAGUUGUGGGGUUUAAAUUUAAAUCAGGACAUGCUUUUCCUAGGAAGGAUGGAGUAAUUGUUUUAAAAAAAGAUGAAGUGCCAAUCAAGAAGCUAUGGUUAACUGGAAAAAUUGAAGAACACAAACAGUUGGAAGAGCAUAAGCAAAUUCAACUAUUGAAGUCUUGGAAGUCAUUUUUAAAAAUGUUGAAAAUUCAGAAUCGACUCAAUGAACAACAUGGUUACUUAUAA
Molecule: messenger RNA, 1941 nt
Organism: Lodderomyces pseudojiufengensis
Lineage: Eukaryota; Fungi; Ascomycota; Pichiomycetes; Serinales; Debaryomycetaceae
Exons: 1
Coding region: 1-1941 (646 amino acids)
Biological process (GO): nucleotide-excision repair; mismatch repair
Cellular component (GO): cytoplasm; XPC complex; nucleus
Molecular function (GO): damaged DNA binding; single-stranded DNA binding
Source: RefSeq, a predicted model, not a curated record